This is a messenger RNA of Lynx canadensis (Canada lynx), 840 nucleotides long. RefSeq names its product cyclin P (gene CCNP). The transcript has 6 exons. The record is from RefSeq and is a predicted model, not a curated record. Gene Ontology annotation, biological process: regulation of cyclin-dependent protein serine/threonine kinase activity; mitotic cell cycle phase transition. Gene Ontology annotation, cellular component: nucleus; centrosome; cytoplasm. Gene Ontology annotation, molecular function: cyclin-dependent protein serine/threonine kinase regulator activity. The annotation marks the transcript as partial. NCBI's taxonomy places the organism in Eukaryota, Metazoa, Chordata, Mammalia, Carnivora, Felidae.
GGACGCCAGGCGCGGCCCCCGGGGCCCUGCGUGCCGCCCGGGCUGGCGGAGGCGCUGAGCGCGCUGGGACUGGCGGGAGAGCGCGAGUACGUUGGGGACAUCUUCGCCGAAGUCAUGGUGUGCCACGCGCUGCCCCGGAGGGCCCUGCCCCGCGCUGUGACCCCGGACAUGCGCGCGCUCGUGGUGGACUGGCUGAUCCAGGUGCACGAGUACCUGGGCCUGGCGGGGGACACGCUCUACCUGGCGGUGCACCUGCUCGAUUCCUACCUGCGCGCCGGCAGAGUGCGCCUCCAUCGCCUGCAGCUGCUGGGCGUGGCCUGCCUGUUCGUGGCCUGCAAAAUGGAGGAAUGCGUGCUUCCCGAGUGUGCCUCCCUCUGCCUCCUGGGCGCUGGCUCCUUCUCGAGGGCCGAGCUCCUGCGCGCAGAGCGCCGCAUCCUGAGCCGCUUGGAUUUCCGGCUGCACCACCCGGGCCCGCUACUCUGCCUCGGGCUCCUCGCCGCGCUGGCCGGGAGCAGCCCCCAGGUGACGCUCUUUGCCACCUAUUUUCUGGAGCUGUCUCUGCUGGAGGCCGAGGCAGCGGGAUGGGAGCCGGGUCGGCGCGCAGCUGCGGCGCUGAGCCUGGCGCAUCGCUUGCUCGACGGGGCGGGCUCCGGCCUGGAGCCGGCGCUUUACAGCCCCGCGGAGCUGCGCCCGCUCGAGCCGUGCAUGGCCCGCGCCGCGCUCCGAGGCCCCGCGCCCGGCCGCGCAGCCACCUUCCUCAAGUACGCGCGGCCCCAGCUCCAGGGCACCAGCCUCGCCGCCGCCCGCUUGCUCCGCCGCCCCCAGCCCGGGCCUCCCUGA